AUAAGAAUUUUUGUUGCACAAUUUCCCAACCAUGGGAGGAGAACAAAGACUUGACAUUGAGAAAGAGUAGGCGGACAUUUCUAAGAAUAUUUGGGCAUUUCAUUCAUUCAUCCAUCCUAACUUCACCUUCUCUCUUUAGUCUUUACCCAACUUUCUAUAGAUCUCCCUUUCUUUCACAUUUUCCUGCAUUUUCUCCAUCUUGUUUGAUUCAUUUCCAUGGAUACUGUUGCUUUCCGUUUGUCUGCUGGCCGCAUUUUACACGUGUGUUCUUCACUUGAAAAGCCUGCUCCGGCUGAACGGCCAGCUAUAGUUCAGUCCCAUUGCCAAGUUCUCACCGUUGGAAGGCUAAAUUCUUCCCCAAGGCCCGCAAGAUUAGUAGUAUCAUGUGCAAAGACACUUGAAACAACUGUGUCUUCCAAGUCCGAUGUUCCACUCAAUGAUAAAUCAAAAGGCUCAAUCGAGAAGCAGGCUUUACGCACCACUUUCCCCAAUGCAUUGGAGGCGUUGCUCUUGGAGGUUAGUGAUGAAACAAGUGUUGCUGAAGUGCAGCUAAAGGUCGGAGAUUUUGAAAUGCAUCUGAAGAGAAAUGUUGGUGCCGUGAAUGCUCCAGUUCCGAUUGCACCAGCCGUUCCAAGUGAACCCAUGGAUCAAUUAGUACCUGCAACACCUUCAACAUCAGCUCCGAACCCUGCUCCUGGAAAGACCAGUCCCUUUGCUAGUGCCUCCUCAGCGGCAUCUUCGAAAUUGGCUGCACUUGAAGCCUCGGGAGCCAAUGGUUUUAAACUAGUGACAUCACCAACCGUGGGUUCAUUCAGGAGAGGAAGAACAGUUAAAGGGAAAAAAUUACCUCCUAGCUGUAAGCAGGGUGAUAUGAUUAAAGAGGGACAAGUGAUUGGCUACAUUGAUCAAUUUGGAACUCAGCUUCCUGUCAAGUCAGAUGUAGCUGGUGAAAUCUUGAACCUGCUUUUCGAAGAAGGCGAAGCGGUUGGCUAUGGUGAUCCGCUUGUUGCUGUUUUGCCAUCAUUUCAUGGCCUCAAUUAAACGAUUCUGUAUUGCAAACGCCCUAGUAUUGGAAGUUUCAUGCUCUCAAUUUUUACUGGUUUUUGGUCACUUCUCUGUUCUGUUGAAAACAAUUGUAGAUGUAGAUAAUAGCUAGUUUUUCCUUUUGUUAUGUUGUUAUGUACUUUGGUGUUGUAUGAUCAAUUCUUUAUAUUUUGGAUUUCGCACUCAACAGCUCUAGGUUGAUACUACACGGCAUACAAUCACAGUAACAAGUAAAUUAGCCGCAUU
This is a messenger RNA of Amaranthus tricolor (Joseph's coat), 1290 nucleotides long. RefSeq lists its product as uncharacterized. The transcript has 9 exons. The record is from RefSeq and is a predicted model, not a curated record. NCBI's taxonomy places the organism in Eukaryota, Viridiplantae, Streptophyta, Magnoliopsida, Caryophyllales, Amaranthaceae. The coding region runs from base 217 to 1041 and encodes 274 amino acids.